This is a messenger RNA of Mollisia scopiformis, 1020 nucleotides long. RefSeq lists its product as uncharacterized. Lineage: Eukaryota; Fungi; Ascomycota; Leotiomycetes; Helotiales; Mollisiaceae. The transcript is spliced from 3 exons. The coding region runs from base 1 to 1020 and encodes 339 amino acids. The record is from RefSeq and is a predicted model, not a curated record.
AUGCCACCGACAACUAGAUCGACUCGCGCUCGCACGCGCAACAAUCCUCCAUCGAAGAAAUCUCCGCCUCAAGAUGAUGCCGUCUCCGACUUUUCUCCCCCCAGACGCAGCAAGAAACUCCGCACUUUAGGUCCAUCUUCCAUUGAGUCCCCUCCUCGCAUGACCCGGUCCAUGGUUCCAGCAAGUGUCCCCGAUCUUCCUGGCACGCGGCGCGACUGGGUCGGGACUUUAAGAACUGAAAGUAAGAUUGCCCAAGCCGUCGUAGCCAAAGAGCCUUGCUCCGACGAGACAAAUGUCGAGGGCACGAUAUAUUCACCGCUCGCUCUCUGGGCUAUGAAAUCUGCAAGCCCAUUGGUCUCUGAUUCUGUCUCCGCAAGCCAAGAUAAGUCUGGCGAGUUCUAUCUCUUUGCGAGGUUGCCUGCCGAAAUCCAAUUAAUGAUCUGGAAACAAGCUCUUGUCCCUCGCAUCGUUGGCUUGAAGCCCGACAAGAUCCCAGCUAUCUUCCAUGCCUGCUAUGCUUCCAGGAAAGUGAGCAAGUACAUCUUCCAAAAUAGCCAAGCACACAAAACCGGCGUCCUUCUCAAUCCCGAAGUUGACAUCCUCUUCUUCGAUCGGUCCUCUUUCUCAAUACAAGCCAGCUACCACACCAGUGCUCACCACACUCUGCGCUGCAAUGAAACACCCUCGAUAAUUACUAGGCAUGUCCAACGAGUGGCAUUCAGUGUGCGCGAGAUCAAGACUUGCUGGACUCUUGAGUGUUUCCACUGCUUUAUGGUAUACAAGUUAGCCGUACGCUUUCCCGAGCUCAAAGAGCUGAUUAUCAUUCUCCGACCAGGUCCCUUGGGAGCUGGCUAUGAUGAUCUUUAUGAGACUGAACUGAGUAGUGAGAAUAAUCGCACCGACUCUUUCCUGGGAGAUAUCAAAGACAUGUUCAAGCACGCCCAGAAGCACAAGACUCUGAAGGCUUCUUGGAAGAAUGUGCAGCUCAAGCUGAUGAGAAAUGAGACUUGGGUUAAAUAA